Fulvia fulva is the source of this 1350-nucleotide messenger RNA. RefSeq names its product Endoglucanase-4. The transcript has 2 exons. Bases 1 to 1350 code for a protein of 449 amino acids. The record is from RefSeq and is a predicted model, not a curated record. NCBI's taxonomy places the organism in Eukaryota, Fungi, Ascomycota, Dothideomycetes, Mycosphaerellales, Mycosphaerellaceae.
AUGUCUGUCCUCCGCACCGCCGUAGGCCUCGCCUCAUUGGCAGCCUCCGUCUCCGCCCACGGCUAUGUCCAGGGCAUCGUCGCCGAUGGCACUUACUACGAGGGCUACAACCCAAGUUUCCAAUACCAGCAGACUGCACCUUCCGUUGCUGGCUGGAGCGACCCGGAGAAUCAGGCCAAUGGAUUUAUUGCACCGUCUGCUUUUGCAGCCCCGGACAUUGUAUGCCAUCUUUCGGCCACCCCUGGUACCGCGUCUGCCACGGUUGCUGCUGGUGGUACGGUUGAGCUCCAGUGGAACACAUGGCCAGAAUCCCACCACGGUCCAGUCCUCGACUACCUUGCUCCAGUCUCGGCUGAGAACUGGUCUGACAUCGACAAGACUGCUCUGUCCUUCUUCAAGAUCAGCGAGGGUGGUCUCGUAGACGGCUCAUCUUCUCCGGGCAGUUGGGCUUCCGAUCAGCUCAUCGCCAACAACAACUCCUGGGCAGUCACGAUCCCGGAGUCCGUCGCUCCAGGAAAGUACGUCCUGCGUCACGAGAUCAUCGCUCUCCACUCAGCCGGUCAAGAGGAUGGUGCUCAGAACUACCCACAGUGCAUCAACUUGGAGGUCACGGGUAGCGGUACUGCCAGCCCUGAGGGUAUCGCGGCUACUGCCAUGUACAAGAAGGACGAUGCCGGUAUCUUGGUCAACAUUUACACUACUGGCUACGAAUACCAGAUCCCUGGUCCAACUCUUUGGAGUGGUGCAGCAGCUGCAGCAAGCCAGACUGGUGUCGCCGCCACUGGUACCGCCGCAGCUGGAAGCGCAGCAUCGAGCGCCAGCGCCGUCGCUACGUCUGCUCCAGCCGUCACCUCCGCGCCAGUGAGCACUUCUGUCGCCGCACAGAAGAUGCAAGAAGAGACUGCCGAGCCAAGCUUCUACUCCGGCUCUGACUCCUCAUCCACCGCCACCGCAGACGCCGGCGCCACAACAGCAACAACCUCUUGCACCACAACCGUCUACGUCACAGCCACUGACGCCGUAACCGUCACCGGAGCAGCACCAUACUCGGCAAUCGCCACUCUCGCCUCCGCCAUCCCAUCCGAGGCUCUUACUUCCACCCUCCCCGUAUACUCCGCUGCACCAGCCCCAACCGGCGGCUACGCUGGCAACGAGAACGGCACCAUCCACUGGGGCGAUCUCCCAUCGAAGCCUCUGCCUGAGGGCUGGUGCCUGAAGGACCUGCUGCAGUGGGUGGCGUACCUGCUCAAGCAGAGCUGGACCAAGGGUGACCAGCGCAACCACGCUAGAGACUUCAAGGAGGCGGGUGAUGUCAAGCUGUUCAAGAGCUUUGCGAAGGCGAUGCUUUAG